AUGAUUGAAGUCACUUGCAACGAUCGUCUCGGGAAGAAAAUCCGCGUGAAAUGCGACCCUGACGAUACCAUCGGGGACUUUAAGAAGCUUGUCGCGGCCCAGAUCGGAACUGCUCCGGAGAAGAUUAUUCUUAAGAAGUGGUAUUCGACGUUUAAGGACCAUAUCACACUUGCCGACUACGAGAUUGGAAAUGGAUCCUCGUUGGAAAUGUACUAUGCAUAA
This is a messenger RNA of Morchella importuna, 222 nucleotides long. RefSeq lists its product as uncharacterized. Bases 1 to 222 code for a protein of 73 amino acids. Gene Ontology annotation, cellular component: nucleus; cytoplasm. Gene Ontology annotation, biological process: mRNA splicing, via spliceosome; protein modification process. The record is from RefSeq and is a predicted model, not a curated record. The transcript is spliced from 4 exons. Lineage: Eukaryota; Fungi; Ascomycota; Pezizomycetes; Pezizales; Morchellaceae. Gene Ontology annotation, molecular function: protein tag activity; protein binding.